Chara braunii is the source of this 1778-nucleotide messenger RNA. The record is from the annotation of a GenBank genome assembly. Lineage: Eukaryota; Viridiplantae; Streptophyta; Charophyceae; Charales; Characeae.
UUUAACUAUUUUUAUUUGUAUCUUCGUCAUUUUAUUAUUAUUUUUGUUUCUUUAUCCAUCUCAUAAGAUGUAAAAGUUCUACAAACUUGUCUCUGCUCUUCUGCAGCGAUGCUCUUCAGCCACUUCUUCUCAUUUUUCAUGACUGGAUUGUUUGUUGGUCUUUUUAUGGAUUUGUUGUUUGCCCCGCCUUUCGACGUGCAACCAUGGCCAUCAUCAGCAAGGAGACGAAGAAUCCCGUCGUGCCUUUCUCUGCACGUCCUCGUCUCUCGCCGGAAAGUCUUUUGGGGUCGUGGAAUGUCUUCCAGAUGAUAGCCAUGGUGGUCUAUCCGGAGCCAUCGUCGUCAAACACGACCUAUCCGACGCCGUCGUCGUCGUUGUCGGGAUCGAUGGCGGACACGGAGGAAGAGAACAAGGACAAGCAGCCGUCCCUGGUUUACUCGUGCCGAGAAUGUGUUCGAAAGAGGAAGCCUCAGUCGUUCGCCGACGACGGAAAAGAGGUCGAGUACGCAAACGACAUCCUGUGGCUGCCCGGUGGCGUUUCUUCACAUCUCCAGCCCACCAGUUUGGGAGGGGUGGUUUUGGCCGUCGGAUGGUUAGGAUCUGAUGGUUCCCGCCUGUCAAUGGAAAGGGAGUACGACGAGAAUGGUUGUCUUGCAGAGGUUCGAUGUAAUUCCGAGGUACGUGGGGGAUGGGUUGGAGGGCGGAUGUGAUACGAUCCGAUCGUCAUUCUAGGCCUAGGCCGGCCACCGGUACUCAACUCCAGCCUUGCAGACAAGAAUGGAACUCGUCCCGACUGCCGCAACUCUCGGGGGCGGGCCGUCGUUGACAAAUUUCGUCGAUGCCCUUUGUCGUGUUGCUGGCCACCGAAAGUCGCCGUGAGGGGCCUGCCGGGCCGAUGUAUGGCCGUGUAGUGGUGGUUUAAACCGCCAGUAUUUCCGAGCCUCUUUUUCCCGACACAGAUUUCGGCCUCUGUGCCAAUGAAAAAUGAACCGGCGCGGACGUGUUUUUGUUUCUCUUUGCCUGGGAUUCUCUGGGACCACCAGGCACUUUGGUUCAGAAGACCGAGGCCCGAAGGACAUGACGCGCAUACACCCGCGCCUCGGAACAAAAUUUCCUGGGAGUCCCUGGGACCACCAGCCACUUUGGAAAAGGUUACGACGGACGCAGCCGUCCGCGUUUAAAGAUGUGGAUGAUCGUAGUGUCCAUUAAGGUAGGCGUGUUGCAGAAGUGCGACUGCUGUGUUCACCCGAAUAGAACGCAGGUCAUUAUAGAUGUAUCUGGUGCAAUUUUCAGUCUGGAUACAGCAAUAAAUGACUGUGUGUUCUAUUCGGGUGAAGACGGCAGGUAGCAGGCGUUUCCUGCCGUCCUGUGCUGUGUUAGCAGGACCAGACGGAGUUUAUCUGGACGGUGGAUUUGUAACACAGGAUCAGACUGAGAGCAUCUGGACCGUUUCAUCGCUACAGAUUCCAAUGAAGAAGGCUGUCUGCUUUUUCUAACUCAGCACAGAAUAGCGGAGGAACGUUUGGUUGUGAGAUUAUGUAACUGGUUUAAUUAAAAAAAAAAAAAAAAAAAAAAAAAAAAAAAAAAAAGGAAAAAAAAGAGAGAGAGAUUAUGUAACUGGUUGUUGAGUGUUGUGAGAAAAGCGCCCUUCUCUAAAUGUUUGGCGAUUUCCUAUCAAUCUUUUUCUUAUGCGCGAGUAAGGGUUGGGGAGGGGGUGAAUAGCGGGGGUAGUAGUGUAGACAGCUGAUGAGAUCCAAUGAUAAAUGACCCUGUCAAGC